Bradysia coprophila is the source of this 3274-nucleotide messenger RNA. RefSeq lists its product as uncharacterized. NCBI's taxonomy places the organism in Eukaryota, Metazoa, Arthropoda, Insecta, Diptera, Sciaridae. The record is from RefSeq and is a predicted model, not a curated record.
AAAAAUUAAAACGUUCAGUAAUAAAGCCGAAAAUGCCGACGAAUAUCUUUGUGAUGAGUCUGACCCUGUCAUGAGUAACAGGAAAACGAAUACGUUCAGUGGCGAUAUUGCAAAUACAAUUUUGACCGACGAAAACGAACGACGUAAUGAAAACGCACCAGACGAAACAUUCACAAGCGAAUCGGAAUAUGAUGAAACUGCUCCGUUUUUUGACAAUGAAAAUGAAUUGGAAAGAAAUUCUACAGUCGAAUGGAUUGACAGUGAAGAUAUGGAGAUGGACAUUUCAUCUGAAUUAUUCAUCAACAUUAAUUCAUAUUCUGAAAGUGGAACGAUUGCAACUGAUAGUGCAACAACAGACAAUUUCGAGCAAUGUUCACGCUCUACUCCACCAAACAACUCAGACCAAAAUUGUUCCACAGAAUCUUCCGGACUUGACGAUGAAGAUUACGGCAAUGAUCAACAUUUUGAUGUAUCGGCAGCGACUCGCAUCGACGGACGACGAAUUGUGGAAUGGGAUUUUCUUUUAAAGCAGUUAACUGAUGUCGCGGAUCAUAAAUAUGGAGAAUGCUUGUUCGGUGAUACGUACGUCAGAAAGGAAGUAAGAAAUGGUCUUCACUCAAAAAUGAUCUUCGAGUGCACCAAGUGUGGUAAAGAGUUUCCUAUAUUGACCAACGAAAGUGAAAAAACGACAGAAACUCUCUGCAUUAACUCCACUGCAGUACUGGCUUCAAACAUGAUCGGAAUUGGGCAUUCACAACUUGAACAAUUUACUAGUAUUUUGGAUAUACCGACGAUGUGUGCAGACCGAUUCAAAACUCUCAAUGACGACAUAGGGGCACUGUGGGAAAUAACAGCAGAACAGUCAAUGAAGGAUGCGGCUGAAGAAGAACGACAAGCUGCAAUAGAACGUGGUGAUAUUGACGAAGAGGAUGGUGUCCCUUUCAUUUCAGUUGUCACAGACGGUUGUUGGUGUAAACGCUCUUAUCAUAAGAAUUACACUUCAUUAUCUGGAGUUGCUGCAAUAGUUGGUGCCACGUUCGGUAAAGUCCUGUGGAUAGGUGUUCGCAACAAAUAUUGUGUUGUUUGUGUUCGCAAUAAGAACAAAAAUCUCACGCCACCGCCACACUUCUGCACAGCAAAUUACUCUGGUCCAUCAUCUGAAAUGGAGUGGCAAUCAAUAGUUCAAGGAUUUGAGAAGAGCGUGGACAUGUACAAUCUACGAUACACCAAAGUCAUUGCGGAUGGUGAUUCCAGCACAUACUUGAAAAUUUUGGAAGCCAAGCCGUAUCAACACCGUAUCGUUGAAAAAGACGAAUGCUGCAACCACCUUCUUCGAAAUUUUCGGAAGCAACUAGACCCAGCAAAAACCGGCUGUCCGAGAGGAUUGACGAAACAUGUAGAGAGCAGUAUGGAACGGAUUCGAAAAGGAAUUUCUUGUGCAGUAAAGCAUCGAAGCGAGGAGAAUUUGGAUGAAAAUGAAAAAAUCUCGCUCCUGAAAUCGGACAUCAGCAACGUUAUUCAUCACGUCUUUGGCGACCAUGCGCGCUGCCCAGAGUACAUCAAAGAGUUCUGCAAAGAAGAAGAAAAUUAUAUUCCGGCUUUGAAAGAAAGCGGUACGUAUGAAAAGCUUUCGACACCAGUCCGUAAACUGAUGUAUUGUGCAAAGGACCUGUUGCUGGGAGAGACGAACAACAUUGCUGAGCAUUAUAAUUCUAUCGUCUGUAAAUUCGUUGGUGGCAAAAGGGUUAAUUUUGCCCUGUCCAAUGCCUUCUCAUACAAAGCUCACGCUGCAGCCGUUCAGUUCAAUUCGAAAAAAGCUGUGACAACCCUAUAUCAGACGGCAUUUCAAAGAGAUCCUCCAGCACUAACACAAAAAAUUGAAUCGAAACGACUACAAAAAGCACUUCGGGAAAAAGCAAGACGCGCUGCAAAUAAGGAGAACCAUAUUCGUCCAAAACGUUUCAACGACCAGAAAGAAACAGGUUCCGGUUAUGGUGAAAAUUGCCAGACCACAGAUAUGUCUGUUACUGAUUUCGAAAAUGAAAAAAAAAUUUUUUUGAACAAACUCAAAGACAAUCAGGUCAAUCGGGCUGCCAAUGAAGAGAAUACUCGAAUGAAAGAGAAAAGUGCUUUGUACAAAAAAAUCACGAGCACCGUACUGUUGGCUUCUAGUUUUGGAGGUAUAUGUAAAGCGAGAGUUCUGUCCAAGCAUGUAAAGGACGUGUGCAAAAAAAUGAUUGCUCAUAGCAAAGCGAAACGACACAACGAUGAAUCGCAACCUGUUGCCAAACAACAACUCGCUAAGCAACAGAAUAUAUCCAUCCAAGACUGUGGUGUUUAUGUUGACAAAGAACAUAUGUGCCUAGCUGCGUCACCGAGUGGAAUCACAAAUGACGGUGAAAUAAUCAUUGAGGUACAAUGUCCUAUCGCAAUUCUUUCCAAGGACCCGAACGACCCGUCAGUUUUGUCUAAACUACCAUAUAUGGGCAAAGCGAAAGACGGAAAGUUCGGAUUGAAAACGACGGAUGAUAUUUAUUAUCAGAUCCAAGGCCAAUUGCACAUAUUGGACAAGAAUGUUUGCUUGUUCGCUGUUUGGACAUCAUCUACGUAUAAUUUAUAUAUUGAGCGAAUCGUAAGAGAUGAAGACUUUUUCAAAAACAAAAUGGAAAGUCGCUUAUUAUCGUUCUACUAUGACUGGUUGCUACCAGAAUUGAUUGAUCCACGAUUGAAAAGAAAUAUGGCAGUAAGAGAACCCGAACCCGAAUGAUUUGUCUACAUGUAGAAGAAUGCUUUUUAUGUCAUAUGAAUGCUUUUAUCGAUUUUCUAAUUUCCUCCAAUUUUAUUGUAUUUUCUCUUUCUUUCAUUUUAAAUUUUCUUUUUGUUUGUAAAUUUUCGUUGAUCGAUUUUUGAAUAAAACAAAGAAAUUGCUUUUUACACGUGAAGUUUGUAAGUUGCAUCACGUAAUAUUGGUGUUCAAACUUCACAACUGACUUUCAUUUUUUUCAAAUAUUGUUCACACAUCACAAUCUUAUGUUACGCAAAUUGUUGGUCGCAAAUCAGAUUUUCUGUUGAACCAGAUAUGAGAUACUUACAAAGUAAAAGUUAUUUUCAUAUAAGACAAAGGUAAGUAUGAGAAAGUCAAUAAAACUGCAUAUAUUUCAUAUUUCCGCACACACUUUGGAACUUCACACACUGCAGCUACGUAAAUACAUAUUCAUAACAGAGCUAAAGGCUAAGAAUCGAAAUAGUAACACGAACAUGACAUUUCAUUCUA